Molecule: messenger RNA, 1003 nt
Organism: Drosophila teissieri
Lineage: Eukaryota; Metazoa; Arthropoda; Insecta; Diptera; Drosophilidae
Product: farnesol dehydrogenase
Exons: 2
Coding region: 87-842 (251 amino acids)
Source: RefSeq, a predicted model, not a curated record
GAUCGCAAACCAACUGUAUAUAAAUAUCUAUCAACUGUCUUCGGGCACGUAGUAUAAACGAGUAUAAACAAAUAGCAAGUCAAACUAUGGAUCGCUGGCUAAAUCGCGUUGCUGUUGUCACGGGCGCCAGUUCCGGAAUCGGAGCUGCCUGCUGCAAGGAUCUGGUGGCCAAGGGCAUGGUAGUGGUGGGUCUGGCACGUCGCGAGGAGCGUCUGAAGGAGCUGAAGGAUUCGCUGCCGGCGGAACAGGCCAGCCGUUUCCAUGGACGCAAGUGCGAUGUCAGCCAGGAGCAGGAGGUGAUCGAUGCCUUCGCCUGGAUCGAUGCCACCCUGGGUGGCGCCGAUGUCCUGGUGAACAAUGCUGGCAUUGCUCGCAUCGGAGUGGGCAUCACCAGCGAGGGCAAUGCCACCGAUCUGCGUGCCAUUCUGGACACCAAUGUGCUGGGUGUUUCGUGGUGCACCCGCGAGGCAUUCAAGUCCCAGCAGCGGCGCAAUGUGAACGAUGGCCACAUCCUGAUCGUCAACAGUGUGGCCGGACACCGGGUGAUCAGCAGUCCUGGCCUAAUCACGGGCAUGUACUCGCCAUCGAAGUUCGCCGUCACCGCUCUGACGGAGGUGCUGCGUCACGAGUUCCUCAACAGCAAGACCCAGACCAAGAUCACGAGCAUCAGUCCCGGUGCCGUGGACACGGAGAUCAUCGACAAGAAGGCCCUGGAGCAUAUGCCCGACUUUCCUUUGCUUCGCUCCGAGGAUGUGGCCGAUGCCAUCAGCUACUGCAUCGGCACCCCGCCAAGUGUCCAGAUCCACGAGCUGACCAUCAAGCCCGUUGGCGAAACCAUCUAGGAACCAUGCGAAGUAGCAUAUGAACUGCACAUACUCAUCUAUAUAUCAAGAGAUCUUAGCUUCUGAAUUCUUUAAACUAUUUCAUCAUAACCCAUGAAAUAUAUAUGUAUCCAAACAUUAUGUGAUUAAAACCCUUCAGAAAACCCUUUCCUAACUUUAAA